CAGUGUUGGGUGUUGUCUUCCGCGUUAAUUGAUAUUUGUACUAAGAAAGUUGUAAAAAUGUCGUUCGAAAACUAUAAAAACGUAUUCUUAAUAAUUUUCAGUUUAUUCUGCCUUCAAAUACAUGGUCAAAAUCUCAAUAAUACUGUUAUAUGGUGUACAAUAUCAGAAUCUGAACAAGAUAAGUGCAAUGCAUUUUCAAGAGCAGUUGAUCGUGAGAUAGCAUUUUUUGAGUAUAAUUAUGUUUCUGUGCAAUGCAAACAAGCAUUAAACAAAGAAGACUGCAUGGCUAUGUUGGAUCAUGAGAAGGCACACAUAACCACUUUGGAUGCGGGAGAAAUUUUUAUAGCUGGAAGAUAUCAUAGCUUAAUACCAAUAAUGCAAGAAAUAUACAAGAAUAACGUGAAUUAUCAGUAUGCUGUUGCAGUUAUUAAAAAAGGGUCGUUACCAGAUGUUCAGAGCUUAAAUGAUUUGAGGGGUAAAAAGGGUUGCUUUGCUGGGCUUGGAAUGCUUGCUGGUUGGAUUAUUCCUAUACAUAUACUGAUGAAGCAAGGUGGUUUAGAAAUUAUCGAUUGCAAUAAUCAUGUGAAGUCUGCUAUCAAAUAUUUUGGACCUAGCUGUGCUGUAAAUUCAUUGAUCGAUAAAUACAAUCCAUUAGGUGACAACUCUGACCAGUUAUGCAAGCUGUGCAUUGGAAAAAUACCUGGAGGAAGGUGUACAAAGUCAGAUCCUUAUUCAGGAUACGAAGGAGCAUUUAGGUGUUUGGUGGAAGCAGGAGAAAUUGCUUUUUUGCUACACACGACCGUAGAUGAAAUGACAUCGACUACUUUUGACUUUAGUGGGUUUUUAAAAGAACAAUUUGAAUUACUUUGCCGAGACGGCACGCGCAAGUCGGUCGAUGAAUAUACACAUUGUAACUGGGGUACUGUUCCAUCGCGUGUGAUAGUCACAUCGUCCGCGACGAAAAUCGAGACUCGUCGUUUGUAUCAACGGUUUUUACAAAAAGCAGUGAACAUACUGAAUAAACGUAACGCGAAAAAUUCGACCGAACCAUACGAUGAUCGUUUCGAAAAUCGACCCGGCUAUAAUAAUAGAUUCGGCGAGAAUAAUUUUAAUAGAAGCGGAUACAUUAAUCCGAACGAAUACAAUACAGAUAAUUUUGAAAAUCGCAACGCAUACGAUCCAAGUUACAACGGUAUCGAAUUAAAUUCGUGGGAUAAACCAGAGUCGACGAACGUACAACCGAUAGAGACUUUCAACCUGUUCGAAUCUGCACCAAGAUACGGAAUACAUCACAACUUACUUUUCUCUGAUUCGGCGCAUGAUUUUAUCCAAUUGCCUGAGAAAGAUCAAACUUAUGGUGGAUAUUUAGGUAGCUCUCUAGAUCCGAUAUUGGGAGUUCGUCGUUGCCCAGUCAAUAGAAUGACUUUGUGCGUUACGUCGGAUCCAGAAAUGGAAAAGUGUAUGAAAAUGAAGAUGGCAUUAAAAGCGCAACUAUUAAAACCAGAAUUAAAUUGUUACAAAGGUCAUAGUCAGAUUCAUUGCAUGCAAGCUAUACAAAGCGGAAUCACCGAUGUGGCGGUAUUGGAUACCAGCGAUGUAUACACCGCUGGUCUGCGUUUCGAUCUGAUCCCCUUUAUAUCGGAAGUUUACAAUCUACCCACACCGGAAUAUUACGUGGUCGCGGUGGCGAAGGAAGAAGACGAUAAUACAGAUUUGACUUAUUUGAAGAACAAGUAUACUUGUCAUACGGGAAUUAACACGGCCGCCGGUUGGGUGUACCCUUUGGCGUAUCUAAUUUCCAACACAUGGAUCAGGGGCUACGGUUGCGACUCUGUUCGCGCCGCUGCUGAAUAUUUUAGUAAAUCAUGCGUGCCAGGCGCGCUCAGUACCGAAUAUAAUACAGGGGUGCCUUACGAUAAUAUGUGCGACCUUUGUCACGGCGCGAGUUUUCGUUACUGUCGGCGAGAUGCGUCUGAAGAUUACUUCGGAUAUACAGGUGCGUUUCGGUGUUUAGUCGAGGGAGGAGGAGACGUAGCCUUCGUUAAGCACACAACGGUCGCUGAGAACACCGAUGGGAAGCGACGAGAGACGUGGGCGCGUAAUACAUUCACGAAAGACUUUGAGCUACUUUGCCCGGAUGGGACUCGUCGACCGACCACCGAUUACAUGCACUGUAAUCUAGGAAAAGUCACGGCGAACGCGAUAGUCACCCGUGGCGGAUAUUACGGAUACAACGAAACGCAGAUAAACGCUUACAUAAAUCUGUUUAUUUAUGCCCAACAGUUUUACGGGCGAAAGGAGCAGGAUGAAUUUAGCUUCAGCAUGUUUUACAGCCAGCCGCCUUACAGCGAUCUGAUUUUCCAAGAUGCCACGCAACAACUGGUGGUAAUACCGCCGGAGAAACGGGAGUUUAGUGCAUAUUUAGGGCCAGAUUUCAUGAGAGCUAGGAGGAUCGUAGACUGCAACGCUGGCGCGUCAGCUAUAGAGCAGUCGGUAUUAGCCACGAUAGCUAUGAUUAUACUCACUUACGUGUUCAGUAGAUAAAAGUUGGCAUAUUUUUUCUUUACCAAUGAGUAUCUAAUUAAUAUAUAAAUGUAUAUUGAAAGAAAACAAAAUUAGAUGUAUGUAACUCUGCACCGGGACGAUUACGAUGCGUCUAGCUGCUGUCGCUAUGUUAUAUACGAAAUGUGCAUAUAACUCGACCAUAGUUUUUGGAAGAUACUUGGGUGUUCCAAGUUAACAGUUCUUUUUUUUAUACAAUUUCGAACAAACUUUUCUCAACAUUGCCAGGAGUACUUGGAAUACCCAGUAGUCACUUGUAAUUUACAGAUUUAGAUCUGAUCCGUCCAUUUUGAAAUUUUAACAUUAAUUAUACGGUAAGAUUUUAUCUUAUAUAAUGACUUUACGCGUACCUUAUGCCGUCCAUUAAUAUUUUUAUACAUAUCGAUUAAAAUAAAUUUUCAAGUUCUUAAAUACGUUCGUUAUUUAUCAUUUUAUUCGAUGUUAUCCAUUUCGACGAUCGUCUCGUACUAUGCUAUAUUUCCAGUGUUCGUCAAUUCCUUUAGUCUUUUGGUUACUGGUUAUGCAAAUAAUUGACAAUUGAUUUUAACUUAGUUGGCAAUAGAACGCUAAUGAAAAUAAUAUGAAUUCAAACCUAGGGAAAAUAAUCGGUCUCCUAGUUUCUUGGGCAGCACAAUUCCGGAAGAAUUUCGUAUUUUCGAUUUUGUUGUAGAAUUUCUCUUACUUUUUCCUUUCCCCGUAGAACAGGAUUUUGCGAUUUUACACUUUCGAUCAGAUUCCAUUACCUUAACGUGACAAACGGUCGAGCGAGUCAUUAAUGCGCUACACUAUAACGAAAACAUUCUAACAAGUCGAAGAGAUGAAAUUUACAUUGUCGGAACGAUGGUUUUGUUUCGAUUGUCCAAGUACGAUAUCGAUGUGCUUUAAUUUUUUCGUAAUGUUUCGCGUUUUCUUACGACGUCUCUGAAAUGAAAUUUCAUUUAAUUAACAAAUUCGAAGAGAACUAAUUAAGCAAUUUGGUUAGGAGACACGGUAUACUACUCCAUCUUGAACCGGAAUGAACGUUUAUUCGAUGCACUUUCACCUUACUUUUUUUGGUUUCUCAGUUUUC
Colletes gigas is the source of this 3631-nucleotide messenger RNA. RefSeq names its product melanotransferrin (gene Tsf2). The coding region runs from base 58 to 2544 and encodes 828 amino acids. Gene Ontology annotation, biological process: iron ion transport. Lineage: Eukaryota; Metazoa; Arthropoda; Insecta; Hymenoptera; Colletidae. Gene Ontology annotation, cellular component: plasma membrane; early endosome; extracellular region. The transcript has 9 exons. The record is from RefSeq and is a predicted model, not a curated record.